Penaeus monodon (black tiger shrimp) is the source of this 1054-nucleotide messenger RNA. RefSeq lists its product as uncharacterized. The record is from RefSeq and is a predicted model, not a curated record. NCBI's taxonomy places the organism in Eukaryota, Metazoa, Arthropoda, Malacostraca, Decapoda, Penaeidae.
CAAGGAGGUUACUUAACAGCAAGUGGGGGUUAUCCAGCCUCUCCCUAUACCCCUAUGAUGCAACACAUGGCAAUGAUGGAGGACUCAGCUGCGCAUUCACCCGACGAGUAUCAACCUUAUCCAACUACUCCAGGACCUAUCCAGCAACAGCCCAAGUAACACUGUAUAAAGCUAGGCUUUAUUGUAUUGAAAAUUGCACUACUGUCCUCAUGAAGUGUGUGACCAGAAAAAGAAUCACGGUGCCCAGUGUUCUCAGGGCACAGUCCUGUUGUUGACUGAAGAAAAACACAUUUCAACACAGAUCCUUCAUCACUACCAACAUUAUGUGGACUCUGUUAGUUUAUAUAUGAGUCUCCUCUUAAGAUACUACGUCGAGGCCUCUGCCUGGGUGCAAUGAGGCCAUGAAAUAUCUUUGGGGAAGCGCACAGUCUUCUCUUGGAAACUCAAGAACAUCACAACAUAGUGAGUUCCAUGAUGAGAAAAGAUAUCAUGUCCAAGCAGUUGGGAGAGUCAGAUAUUUUGACUCCUACUCCAUUUAAAGCUCUUGUUGAGCAGAAAAUUCAUGUGAUCAUUUGUAGUGUGGAGGAGAAUUCACCCAAUUGCAAUCAGGUAACAAAAUUCCAGUACUCAUAUGAAAUUUGUAAAAAUGGGCCAUUUUGAAAGACCUGUGAUUCAUUUAGAAAGAAGUUUAGAUUGACUAGAGUAGAGUUAUUUCUUGUUAAGCAAGUGCAACCUUAUGGGGGGAGGGGUUAUUUGAAAUAAAUGAAGAUUUUUGGAGAAAUUAUAUAAUUAGUGAAGAAAAUUGAUAAAGUGAUUAUUUGUGCUCUACCAUUAACAAUAUUACACAUCUGAACAAUUUAUGAUGAUAUACAUCAUUAUGAAUAUUGUUCCAAAUCAUUCUUCUAUUCAGGAAGUGUCUGAAUGUGUAUGUUGGUGUUAUUUAUUAAUAUUUUAUUCAUAAAUCAGCCUGCUUGUAGAAAGUGAUUCUGCAGGCUUAUGUAUGAGGAUAUAGGCUUUUUCUUCACAUCUCCGAGGCUUGUGAAUGAAUUUAGGC